AAGAAUCAAAUUUUCCUGAGUCAUAACUUGAGAUAGCAUUACAGCAAUCGAACUAAUGGUGCAGAGCACAGUUGAACUUGAGCAGUUUGGUUCUUUACCUGUUGAGAAUGUCCAAUCUCUUGCAUCCAAGAACAUCCCACCCAGAUAAAUCCGACCAGAGGUUGAAUCCGAUGAGGUUUCCACAGAUGAAUCCCUGCUGAGUCCUGUAAUUGACAUGAGCAAGCUAGACCAUGAUGAUGAACAGAAAAAACUCCAUUUCGCUUGCAAACACUGGGGUUUCUUCCAGUUAAUCAAUCAUGGGGUAGCAGAUGAAGUGAUUGAGCAAAUGAAGACCGACGCACAAGAGUUCUUCAACUUGCCUUUGGAGAAGAAGAUGGCUUUUGCACAGAUACCGAAUCACAUCGAAGGCUAUGGCCAAGCCUUUAUUGUAGCAGAAGACCAGAAGCUUGAUUGGGGCGACAUGAUCUUCCUUUUUGGCCUGCCUGUGCCCUUAAGAAAUAAGAGAUUCUGGCUGACCAAUCCUCCUUCACUCAGGCCAACCUUGGAGAAGUACUCAAUGGAGUUGCAUAACGUUAUGAUUCAACUCAUGAAGCUUAUUGCCAAGAACCUGGGAACAGAUCCUGAGAAGCUUUUAAGCUUCUUUGAGGAUGAAAUACAAGGAAUAAAAUUGAACUAUUAUCUACCAUGUCCAGAGGCAAGCAAGGUUCUUGGUGCAUCACCUCACUCUGAUACUACAGCCUUAACACUCUUGCUUCAAGUCAAUGAAGUUGAAGGAUUGCAGUUCAAUAGAAACCAGAAAUGGGUACCUGUUAAACCCAUCCCAAACGCAUUCAUCAUCAAUAUCGGAGACGUGCUUGAGAUUCUGAGCAAUGGAGAAUACAAAAAUGUAGUACAUAGAGCUGUGGUAAAUCCGGAGAAAGAGAGGCUGUCGAUUGCAUCAUUUCACUGUCAAAAAAUGGGAACCCAGAUUGGUCCUUUGGAAGAUCUUGUUCAGACGAACAAGGCACUGUAUAGGACUCUACCAAUUGAGGAGUUCCAGAGGUUGAAGAUGACCAGCAAACUUGAUGGGAAAUUUAUGAUAAAUAAAGUGAAGCUCUAGUACGGAAUCUUAGUCAAGUUUAUCACAUCUUUGUCCAUGCUAAAUACUUGAAUAAAGACAGAUUCUGAAAAAAGCA
This is a messenger RNA of Hibiscus syriacus, 1175 nucleotides long. Its product is annotated as S-norcoclaurine synthase 1-like. The record is from RefSeq and is a predicted model, not a curated record. Bases 215 to 1099 code for a protein of 294 amino acids. Lineage: Eukaryota; Viridiplantae; Streptophyta; Magnoliopsida; Malvales; Malvaceae. The transcript is spliced from 4 exons.